Messenger RNA from Ascochyta rabiei, 2199 nucleotides. RefSeq lists its product as uncharacterized. The record is from RefSeq and is a predicted model, not a curated record. Lineage: Eukaryota; Fungi; Ascomycota; Dothideomycetes; Pleosporales; Didymellaceae. Gene Ontology annotation, molecular function: oxidoreductase activity, acting on single donors with incorporation of molecular oxygen, incorporation of two atoms of oxygen; metal ion binding. The coding region runs from base 1 to 2199 and encodes 732 amino acids. The transcript has 2 exons. Gene Ontology annotation, biological process: lipid oxidation.
AUGUCUGUCGUUUCGAGGCAAUUGAGUAAUGGAGCUGGUCAUUUACCCAGAUUGGGCGACAUACUCACGAGAAAGAUCAACCAUGACGUCGAGGAAGACGACAUGAUCGUGUGGGACAGGGGUGUCUUUCUCAACGAGCUCCAGAAACAAGGCAUCAUCUUCAAAACUAACGUUGACGGCACAGUCAGUGGUAGUCUUGCUACCGGUACAGGUCUCAAGAACGGAACAUACAGGGGCACGCGAAUGGCAUUGACGGAAAUAUAUAGUUUGAUUGAAGAAGCCGCUGCCUCGCACUUUGACACGCAAGGCUUUGAACCGAUCAUUCCUAAGAGACGGGACCUCAGCCAGAAACAAGAUGUAUACAAGUGGAGCGACCCUCUCAUCGACAGCUUUCCCCCUCAUCUGAACACUGUGCCACCGGAGCAAGCCGACGGAACACCAGGCGUUGGCAACAUCUUUGACCUCAAAGAGCUUCAGUUUGUCACGACCAUCGCGCAGGUACUAUCCUUCAUCGUGCCCGAGACCAUCACUCAAACAGGUACACCGUUCGAGGGGCCAACGCUUGCCGACUGCGAGAAGUACAAUCUGGAGCACCCAAGUCAGAAGACUGACAUAAUGAAUGGCGAGAACAUCGGCAACAAAGCUGACUGGUACUCGGAUGCUCGAUUUGCCCAACAACAUUUGAGUGGAGUGAACCCCUCGACCAUCGAGAGGGCGGCGCCGGAGAAGGUGAAAGCAUACAUUGACGAAGCCAGCAAGCAAGGGCUUGAAAACAUGAACAGGUUGCUUUCGGGAAGCAAAGAUCUCUUCAUCCAAGAUUACUCGUAUUUCCGCAACGCGACCGGUCUGAGUAAUGAAGAAGAUUUCCGAAAUGUAAUACCAGAGAUGGAUGCAACCAAAACCCCGCCUGUUCCCACGGGAAAGAUGGCCUUUCGAUUCGCUUGCGCCCCGGUUGUAAUCUUCGAGCUUCACGGUGACGGUCGUCUUCACCCACUAGCCAUCACGCUCGACUACAAGGGCAGCCUAGAGAAAUCCAUUACCAUGUUCAACCAACGGCUGUCACCAGAUGACAAGGGCGAGAUUGAUGAGAAGGCUGAUUGGGCUUGGAGGUAUGCCAAAACUUGCGCACAGACGGCCGACUGGGCAAGACAUGAAGUAGCUACUCACCUAGUCGAUACGCACAUGGUCGAGGAAGCGAUCAUUGUCGCAACAAACCGGACGAUUCCUGAAGACCACAUCUUGUACGAGACUCUAAGCCCACAUUGGUUCAGGACGCUUGCACUGAACAGCGCUGCCCGCUCUGUACUGGUUCCAGCCGUGAUCGCCCGGCUUGCUGGUCUCGGUCCAAGCUGGCCUCUCAAUCCCAAAGAUCCCAAGAGCCUGCAAGCCAGCCGGACCAUGAGACUGGUGCGGUGGUCGUACGACAACUUCCACUUCCAAAACAAGUACAUCCCCAAUGACCUCAAGAGGCGCGGCUUCAACCCGGAAGAGCUGUUCGACGACAAGUACCGCAACUACCCAUACGCCAUUGACAUGUACCUUCUCUGGGGCGUGAUCCACGACUUUGUCAAGUCGAUACUCGAGACGAAAUACAAAUCCGACAGCGCCGUGCAAGACGACCCCUACCUCUCCGCAUGGUGCAAGGAGAUCCAAACCGCGGGCCAGCUCCCCAGCUUCCCCACCAUAACCAGCGUAGACCAACUGGUCGACGCUGUCACAAUGUGCAUCCACACCGCCUCACCGCAGCACACAGCGGUCAACUACCUGCAAGACUACUACUACAGCUUCGUCCCGGCGAAGCCACCGGCACUGUGCACGCCGCUCCCCGCCGACCUCGCAACGCUCAAGUCCUACACGGAAGCCGACCUCACCGCCGCGCUGCCCAUCGGGCCAGAGAGCCCCAAGUGGAAGGACUGGCUCCUAGCCGCGCAGCUGCCCGAGCUGCUCAGCUACAAAGUCGACAAUAGGUACACGCUGCUCGCGUACGCAAAGUCGCUGUACAAUGUCAACAAGAGCCGCACGAGCUUCGAAGACAAGGAGUGGGACUCCAAGACGAUUAAGCGAGCGGCUGCGCUGUUCUAUAGCCGGCUGAAGGAGCUGGAUGGCGUGUUUGGGAUUGUGAGUCAGAGGCAGACGGAGGGGACGGUCGAGUACAAGGUCUUGCAGCCUGAGCUGACUGCAGUUUCUAUUCUGAUCUGA